AUGGCCGAGUUCGUCGUGAUCAACGGCAGGUCGGCCUACAACGCCAUCUUCGGGAGACCCAUCAUCCAUUCGUUCCAGGCGGUUCCCUCAACACUUCAUCAAGUCCUGAAGUACUCAACUCCUAAUGGAGUGGGCACGAUCCGAGGGGAGCAGAAAACUUCAAGGGAGUGCUAUGCCUCCACGCUCAAAGGGUCAUCGGUAUGCGCCCUAGAAGAACAAGCCAACGGGGACGAGUUGCUGAAGUCCGAGGCCGACCUACCGAAAGCAGGUAAAAGGGAAUUCUCCGCACCGAUAGAGGAACUCGAGCUUGUUCCUUUGCUUAGUCUUGAAAGACAAGUAAGCAUAAGAACCAAGUUGGGGGCCACUGAUAGGGAGGAGCUGAUCAACUUCCUCAGGUCCAACUCAGACGUUUUUGCUUGGUCCCAUGAGGACAUGCCGGGCAUCGACUUGAAGAUCAUGGUUAUGCCCUUCGGCCUAAAGAAUGCGGGGGCGACCUACCAAAGAAUGGUGAACAAAAUGUUGGCCAAGCAGAUCGACUGGAAUAUAGAAGUGUAUGUAUACGACAUGCUUGUCAAGAGCAAGCAGUCAAAGUCGCAUCUUUCCCAUCUGACCGAAGCAUUUGAAGUUCUCCGGAAGUAUCAAAUGAAGCUCAAUCCAGCCAAGUGUACCUUUGGAGUCUCCUCAGGGAAGUUCCUUGGUUUUAUGGUAAACAACCGGGGGAUCGAAGCCAACCCAGAGAAGAUAAAGGCCGUGCUCGAGAUGGAGACACCCAAGACUCUGAAGCAGCUUCAGUGCCUCAAUGCCAAGCCACGGCCAGGAGACAAGCUCCACUUGUACCUGGCAGUGUCCGACAGCGUCGUCAGCUUGGCACUAAUCAAGCAAKAGGGAGUACGCCAAAGUCUCAUUUAUUACACUAGCAAAGUCAUGACCAAGGCCGAGACCAGAUAUCCCCAAAUGGAGAAGCUGGCCCUCGCCUUAGUCAUCUCGGCCCGAAGACUUAGGUUGUACUUCCAAGCCCACACCGUCGUAGUGCUUACCAACUUGCCCAUGAAGAACAUCUUCCAUAAGCCAGAGACAUCUGGGCGCCUGAUGAAGUGGGCAAUGGAGUUGAGCGAAUACGACAUCCAGUUCGAGCCCAGAACUGCGUUGAAAAGGCAAGCGGUGGCAGAUUUCAUUGCGGAGCUCACCUUACCACCUCAGUCGGCCGAGUCCGACCUUCCGUGGACGAUCUACGUUGACGGAUUUUCCAAUGAGAGAGGGUACGGGGCAGGAAUCCUCUUGCUCGCACCAGGUGGCGGACGGUUUGAGUAUGCCCUGCGGUUCAAUUUUCGGACUUCAAAUAAUGAGGUUGAGUAUGAAGUGCUUCUAGCGGGCCUGCGCGUUGCCAAAGGACUGGUGGCCAUCCACAUCAAGGUCUUCAAUUACUCUCAGCUGGUCGUAAAUCAGAUUAAGGAGGAGUAUCAAACAAAAGAUUCCUUGAUGGAAAAAUAUCUAAGCAAAGUCAGAUCCUACCUUGCCCAGUUCGACACUUACGAGGUGAGUCAAAUUCCAAGAUCAGAAAAUUCCAACGCAGAUGCCUUAGCCAAAUUGGCAUCAGCGUAUGAGACCGACAUAGCCAGAUCGGUCCCGGUUGAGAUCUUGGACAAUCCUUCAAUCUUGGAGCCAGAUGUGAUGGAUGUUGACACUUCAGCACCCUCGUGGAUGGAUCAAAUCGUGGAGUUCAUCAAAGGAAAUCUGCCGCAAGAUUCAAAGGAGCAAAAGAAGAUGGUGCGAAAAGCAGCUCGGUUUAUACUCCGAGAUGGAGCAUUGUACCGACGUGGGUUCUCUCUGCCUCUGCUUAAGUGUGUAACUCCUGAAGAAGGCAUUUACAACCUUAGGGAAAUCCAUGAAGGAGUGUGUGGAAACCACUCUAGCGUCAGGUCGUUAUCGGCCAAAGUGGUUCGACAAGGGUAUUAUUGA
Molecule: messenger RNA, 1959 nt
Organism: Momordica charantia (bitter melon)
Lineage: Eukaryota; Viridiplantae; Streptophyta; Magnoliopsida; Cucurbitales; Cucurbitaceae
Source: RefSeq, a predicted model, not a curated record